AUGACCAUCGCGACCCUGCGCGCGCUGCACGCCGCCAUCGGCACCGCGCUCGACGACAUCGAGCGCGUCUACAGCGCGCAGGCGCUCGACUUCCCCUCCCUCGACGCCGCGUUCUACGCCACCGCCCCGCACACGCCCGAGGAGGACGGCGCGGAGGCGCUCCGCGGCGACCCGGAGGUGGACCGCGCGACGAAGCACAUCGUCGCCGCGUGCGGGCAGAUGAGCGCGCUCGUGCACAAGCCCUGGUUCGGGCUGAUGGCGGACGCCCAGGCGGGCCAGCUGGCGGCGGCGAUCAGAUUCAUGGAGACGGCGAACGUGGUGGAGAUCUUGAAGGAGGCCGGCCCGGAGGGGAUGCACGUCAAGGACAUCUACGAUGCCAUUCUGGACUUGCUUCCUAAGAACGUGGAGCCCAAGCAUCCCAACGGCCUCAACCCGGUCGGUCUCUCGCACAUCCUCAGGCUGCUCGCGACGGCCCAUUAUCUACGUGAAGUCAAGCCGGAUGUGUUCACCAACAACCGACGUUCCUCGUAUAUCGACAGCGGCAAGACUGUCGCUCAGCUGCGCGACGCGCCGCACACCAAGUACACUGACACGGACGGUGUUGCCGCUUUCGUAGCACUCUGGCACGUCCCCCGAGUCUUCUGUUUUGGUCGGACCUCUCCCGACGCCCCUGCGCCCGACUCCGACAACCUCGAGGUCGCGCAUUCGUGGGCGCCCUUCAACCUCGCAUUCGAAACCAAGCUCGGAUACUUCCCCUGGCUCGAGCUGCCGGAGAACAAAGACCGGCUGAACCGCUUCGGCCACGCGAUGACCGGCACGCGCCAGUGGGACGUCCAAGGGGGCAUCCUGCGCGGGUUCUCGUGGGACGAGCUCCCCGAAGGCGCGGUGCUCGUCGACGUCGGCGGGGGGAUAGGCGCGCAAUCGAUCCAGGUCGCGGAGGCGCACCCCCACGUGCGCGUGCUCGUCGAAGACCGCAUCCAGGUCACGUCGGCCGCCGUCUCCGCGUGGGGCCCGGACAAAGCGCCGCUGUUCGAGUCGGGACGGAUGGCGUAUCGCGCGCGCGACUUCCUCGCGCCGUUCGCGCCGCCGCUCGAGGGCGCUGCGGCGCCCGCCGUGUUCCUCCUCCGGCUCGUGCUGCACGACUGGCAGGACCAAGAGGCCGUGAAGAUCUUGCGCCACCUGCGCGAGGCCGCCGGCCCGGACACCAAGCUGCUCGUCGGCGACAUGCUCCUCCCGUACGCGUGCCACGCCCCGGGCUCGCAGAGCGGCGAGGACGACGCGCUGUUCUCCGUGAGCAAGCCCUUCGUGGACGCGGACUCGCCGCUGCUGCCGAACCUGGGCCGGGCGAGCAUCCCCGGAUACCUCAUCGACAUCAUGAUGAUGGGCAUGUUCGACGCGAGGGAGAAGGCGGUGGGGGAGAUGGCGGCGCUGCUGCUUUCGGCGGGGUGGAAGGUGGCCGAGGUGCGGCGGAGCACGCCCGGCGCGUUGUGGGCGUACACCACCGCUGUUCCGGUGUGA
This is a messenger RNA of Epithele typhae, 1518 nucleotides long. RefSeq names its product S-adenosyl-L-methionine-dependent methyltransferase. NCBI's taxonomy places the organism in Eukaryota, Fungi, Basidiomycota, Agaricomycetes, Polyporales, Epitheliaceae. The coding region runs from base 1 to 1518 and encodes 505 amino acids. The record is from RefSeq and is a predicted model, not a curated record. Gene Ontology annotation, molecular function: O-methyltransferase activity. The transcript is spliced from 9 exons.